Molecule: messenger RNA, 2180 nt
Organism: Cucumis sativus (cucumber)
Lineage: Eukaryota; Viridiplantae; Streptophyta; Magnoliopsida; Cucurbitales; Cucurbitaceae
Product: actin-related protein 2/3 complex subunit 3
Exons: 6
Coding region: 256-780 (174 amino acids)
Biological process (GO): Arp2/3 complex-mediated actin nucleation; regulation of actin filament polymerization
Cellular component (GO): Arp2/3 protein complex; cytoskeleton
Molecular function (GO): actin filament binding
Source: RefSeq, a predicted model, not a curated record
AUUAUUCCCUUUCGUCCCCACUCGCUUAUAUUGACAUAGUAAAAUGGGAAGAAGAAGAAGAAGACGAAGACGGUGACGGAAUUAUUAGAAACGAAGAAGCCCAUUUCUCCGGUCCCCGUCAUUUGCUUCGGUCUUCCUCCUGACAUUUCCGGCGGCUAUUCUGACUCCGAUCCGCUCAUCGGAACAGAAAUAUUUCCGUUGGGAAGAAUUCGGAGCUUGGGAAGAAGUGUAGGACGUUGAUUAUUGAGAAAAAUAAUGGUUCAUCAUUCUAGCUUUGUGGAUGAGGAAGGAAUAAGCAAGGCUUGUGGUUGUCCUUUACUUCCUUUGAAAAGUCACAUAAAGGGUCCUGCUCCAGUUUCAGAUCAAGAUAAGACUGAUAUUGUUGAUGAAGCAAUUACAUUCUUUCGUGCCAAUGUCUUCUUUAGAAAUUUUGACAUUAAGAGUGCUGCUGAUAAGCUUCUCAUCUAUUUGACAUUCUACAUCAAUGUGGCUUUGAAGAGGCUUGAAGGUUGCAGAACUUUGGCUGUAGGAACCAAGGCUAUAAUUAACUUGGGUUUGGAGAACGUUCCCGUGCCCGGAGAGUCAGGCUUUCCCUUUCCUGGACUCUUCCCUAUUCCCCAAUCUAAUGAGGAAGCAGAGCUAUUCAGGAAUUAUUUGAAGCAGAUAAGAGAAGAAACAAGUGGGAGACUUUUGAGUGUUGCCUAUAGAACCAAUGGGACUCCAAAUAAAUGGUGGUUAGCAUUUGCAAAGAGAAAAUUCAUGAACAUCAUCAUUCCUUGAUGAAUUUGCUUCCAAGACUGUUGAUGUGAAAGUUAUGAACAUCAGCAUUCCUUGAUCACAUGGACUGCUUGUGGUUUCUACUGGUAUUUUAGGAGUUAGUUUGUAUGAACAGAAUCUGAAUGUUAUAUCAGUUUAUGCUAAUGCAUAUCAAAUUUCAUCAGAAGUUAGGUCAUAUUCUUUUUCUUUUUAAUAAUCAUCUUAAAUGUAAUGUGCUGUCAUUUUACAAUUUUUGUACAUCAAUUACACAACCCAUCUUAAUCAGAGGAAAUAGUUUAUGUCCCAUCCAUUCAUGUUUCUCAUUAAUUUAAAUGCCCUGUUUUUGUUCUAUUCUGUAAAUUAAGGUGAUCUGUACUCUUCAAAUUGAUUUUAUCUAAUCUCAUACCAUGCCCUUAGCUGUUGUAUCACAUGCACACAGCCCAACUAUCUCGACAUUGAUGACUGCAUUUUUGUUUACUUUUUACCUUUAAUAAAAUGUUUUAAAGAAUUUUGAAAGUCAUUCUAGAUAAACUCAAAAUCUACUUACUUUUCGUUUCUUAUACUUUCUAACUUAUUACAAAUAUUGUUCAUCUCUAUGGUGCAUACACACAAGAAUGAGAAUGAGAUUGACUCUCUUAGUUCUUCCUAGUCUGACCUGUCUGCCACACCUAUAUUAUUGAUCUACGAUUGAUGUAAUCAAACAAGUUUAUUUUACAGUUAGCACAUAUUCACCAUGCCCUUUCUCUUGUCAUUUCUCAGACCCAAAAUGUACUUGCUUUUUGUUUUUUGUACUUUCUAACUUGUUAUUGUUCAUCUCUAUGUACAUGCACAGGAAUUAGUUAGAAUGAGCUUGACUCUCUAAGUUCUUUUCAACCUGACCCUUCUGGCACUCUUAUAUUAUGGAUCUGUGAUUGAUGUAAUUAAACAUAUUGAUCAUGCUUUUCUCUUGACCUUUCUCAAAUCCAAAAUCUACUUACUUUUUGUUCCUUUUACUUUUUAAAUUGUUAUAAUUACUGUUCAUCCCUAUGUUCUUAUACAUAGGAACGAGAAUGAGAUUGACUCUCUAAAUGCUUCCCAACUCGAACCUUCUAUCACUCUUAUAUUAUCAAUUACCGGUAGCACGUUAUUGACCACACCCUUUCUCUUGUCCUUUGUUUUUCUUUUCUUUUUUCAGGGAACUUUAAUUUCUAGCAGCUAUUAGCUUAGGGAGGUAAUGAAGGAAGGAAGAAGCAGACAGCAAGUACAAAAUCAUGAAACCAUUGGCCAAGAAUCGUGGUGUCGAUGCCUCCAACCCCUCUAUGAUUGGUCUUUUCCUUUACAUAUUUAUAUUUACAUAUCUACAGGGCCCAUUAUUAAUUUCAUUGUUGACGAAUAUUUCAAAGGCAUUCCAAAUACAGCUCAAUUGACAUUUUAACGUGUCAAAA